Juglans microcarpa x Juglans regia is the source of this 735-nucleotide messenger RNA. RefSeq lists its product as uncharacterized. The record is from RefSeq and is a predicted model, not a curated record. The transcript is spliced from 3 exons. NCBI's taxonomy places the organism in Eukaryota, Viridiplantae, Streptophyta, Magnoliopsida, Fagales, Juglandaceae. Bases 132 to 311 code for a protein of 59 amino acids.
CGGAAACCCAGUUUCAGCUAUCCGUCUCAGUGGGUAGGCGUUUACGUUAAGCCAUUUCUCUGUAAAGCCCCAACUUUAUCUUCUUUCCUUCCAUAGAAAUAUAAUUGGAAUCGAGUAAUAGAAGGCAAAAAAUGGGGAAGAGCUUCACUCUGAUUCAGACAGUCACCACAGCCGGAGCCUUCUCUGCCGUUUCCUUCUGGUACGGGUUCAUGUUUGGCCGGGAGUCUGCCCGCAAGGAGCUCGACGAAUUGAUUGAGAAUCUCCGCCGCGGAAACACUGAUUCUGCUGCUUCUUCGCCUCCCCAUUCCUAAAUGAUGUGGAUGAAGAUCAUGAAAAUUUAGUUAUAAAAAACCUGUAGAGUUUUGAAUCUCUACUUAUCAAAGAAAAAAAAAUAAAGUUUGAAUCUUGGCAUAUUCAGAAGCUUGGUCAAGGUCCACAGCAUCAAGAAGGCAGAGAAGAGUAAUUUCAUCCCUAAAGCUUGAGCCUUGUGCUGAUCCACAAAUCCCUAAGGUAUUAAGGCAUUUGUUGUAAGCAAUCUCCAGCCUUCUUUGGCAGUAUUUUUUACCUUUGCCAUAUGUAAUCCUCAAGUAGUAUUUUGCACUAUAGAUGGCAAUUCUAAAACCUUGGCAUGUUAACCUCAGUUUGUGGAUUCAUGUCUUCUAAAGACGUAUACAUUUUCACAGAUUACAGAAUUGGUAUUGAUAGAAGUUAUAGCCCAAUGUUUGUUAGUGAAAA